Messenger RNA from Rhinolophus ferrumequinum (greater horseshoe bat), 3888 nucleotides. RefSeq names its product CD300 molecule like family member f (gene CD300LF). Gene Ontology annotation, molecular function: transmembrane signaling receptor activity. The transcript has 7 exons. The coding region runs from base 129 to 1067 and encodes 312 amino acids. Gene Ontology annotation, cellular component: plasma membrane. The record is from RefSeq and is a predicted model, not a curated record. NCBI's taxonomy places the organism in Eukaryota, Metazoa, Chordata, Mammalia, Chiroptera, Rhinolophidae.
AGUGACCAAAGGAGGAAGUGCAACAGCAAGAGUGAACAAAAGUAGAGGUUGUAAGAUGAAGGAGUUUACCCUGUAGUUUGCUCUUGUUGACGGGCUUGACCCGGGAGGACCCGUGUGUGUGGAGAAAGAUGUACCUGCUGCUGCUGUUCCGCCUUCUCUGCCUGCUUUCAGGCUCCUAUUCCAUCCAGGGCCCAGCGUCCGUGAGAGGCCCAGAGCAGGGCUCACUGACCGUGCAGUGUCGCUAUGACCCCAAAUGGAAGAACUACGUGAAGUGGUGGUGUAAAGGAGCUGUUUGGAGUUCCUGCCAGAUUCUAGUUAAAACCACUGCAUCAGAGUGGGAGAAGGACCGUGUGUCCAUCAAGGACAAUCAGAGAAGCCACAUAUUCACCGUGACCAUGAAGGAGCUCAGGCAAGAUGAUGCAGACACUUACUGGUGUGGGAUUGAGAGAAGUGGAGUUGACCUUGGGGUCCCAGUUGUAGUGAUCAUCGAUCCAGCAACAACUACAGUGUCGACCACCCCCACUACCUCUACUGCCACCUCCACCAACAACAUGUUCACAGCUGAAGUCACCCCAGAAAACACUACCGAAGCCCCGACGGUGACCAGCCACCACUCCGAUGGCAGCGGUGACUCCGUUAAGCUCAACAUCCUCUUGCCCAUCUUCUUCGCUGUGUUGCUGCUUCUCUUGGUGGCGGCCUCCAUCCUGGCUUGGAGAAUGGUGAAGCGACAGAAGAAAGCUGCUGGGACAUCCCCAGAGCAGGUGGUCCAGCCCCUGGAGAACGACCUUUGCUACGCCAACCUGACCCUGACGCAGACUGGAACCUUCCCCAGCUCUUCCCGGAAGGAGGCCUUCACAGAGUCCCGCCCUUCUGCCCAGGAGGACCAGGAGGAAGUGGGAUAUGUCACCAUGGCUCCCUUUCCAAAUGAGGACAUUUGCUAUGCAACUGUGUCUUUGGACACCUCGGACCAGGAGCCAACCUAUAGCAACAUGGACAGUCUCAUCAGUGACCUGCCCAACAGGAGCCUCGAGGGGCCCACGGAAUACAGCUCCAUCAGGAUGCUUUAGCCGAUGCUAAGACCUCCUCUCCACCCCACACAAGGCCUGUCAGCACGUUCCUGCCUCGUCUGCUUUCUGUUCCCUGUCCCCUCCUGGGGACCAGCUGGUGCCUGAGGCCUUUGCCUGAUUCAGCCAGCCUCCCCCUCAGCUCUGACCUGGGCUCCAGGCCUGGUCUCAGAGAGCUUCUGGGAGCUACACAGCGCUCUCUCCACAUCCCUUCCUCGCCCACACGGCUUGGGAGGGGGCCAGGGCCAUGCUCCGGGGCUGCAGAGGGAGGAAUAACAAUGACAAAGAUAAUAGGAAUGCAUCGUAACUUAUUGCUUCCCACGUGUGGUGGGCUGAGUGAUGGGCCCCAAAGAUACCUGCGUGCUAAUCCCCAGACCUGUGAGCGUUAGUUACCUUAUGUGGCAAACGGGGCUGUGCCGAUGUAAUGAAGUUGAGGCUUUUGACAUGAGGAGAUUAUUCUAGAUUUUCCAGGUAGGUCCUAAAUAUAACCACAAAGGUCCUUAUGAAAGGGAGGCAAGACAGUCACAAGAGGUGAAGGCAAUGUGACAUGGAAGCUGUGUGUGGUGCGAUGCAGCCGGGAGCCGAGGAACGCCACAGCCUCUAGAAGCUGGAAAAGGCAAGCACCGGAUCUUCCCCUGGAGCCUCCAGAAGGAACCAGCCCUGCUGACACCUUGACUUUGGCCCAGUGAAACUGAUUUCGUACUUCUGGCCUCCAGAAUUGUAAGAGAAUAAAUGUGUAUUGUUUUCAUCAAGCCACUAAAUUUGUGGUAAUUUGUCAGAGUAGCCAGAGGCAACAGAUACUCUGUGGCCGGUGCUCUUCCCUACAGCAAAUAAUUUAAUCCUCAGGACAGCCCCACGAGGGUGCCUUGAUUACUGCCCCAUUUUACAGAUGAGGAAUCGAGGCAAAGAGGGGUUCAGUGAGUUACCAAGUUUUAUCGCUAGCAAGUGUAUACACACACUCACACAGCUACUCACACAGGGAUAGUUAGCGAAUAUUUACAAACUCUGGAUUCAUUGUCUUUAUUCCAGAGUCCCGGCAGCCCUCACCUCCGGAAUGUGACCUAAAUCCUGUCAUGUCUCAUUGUCUCCGUGCAACCGUCCAGUUCCCUGCCUGGAGUCCCUCUUUCAUUCUCUGUCCCUGAGCCCAUUCUCCUCCCAGCAGCCAGAAUGAUCUUUUUAAAGCACAGACCUGCUCACUCCUGUUUAUCACCUUCUGGUGGCUUUUCCCCCAGCCCACAAGGCCCCAGGACCCACGAGUCCCUGCCUGCCCCUUUGACCCGUCUCCGGCCACUCUCCCGCUCUCUUGCUCUGCUCAUCCACACCGGCCUUUCAGCUGCCCUUCUAACAAGAUAAGGCUUGCUCCCUUUUCAGGGUGUUGGCACUUGCUGUUCCUCCUUCGUGGAACGCUCUGCUUGCAGAUAUAUGAAUAUUAGCUUCUUUUUAUCAUCACCUCUCAGCUCAAAUGUCCCCUCUCAGAGCGGCCUUCCCUGACCACCCAACGGCAGUGGCCCCUGCUACGCCUCCCAUUUCUCUGUCACGUUGCCCUGUUUUACUUCCUCAUAGCAUUUACUACUUUUUGAACUUAUUUAUUGGUAUGUGGGUUUGCUGUGUCCCCCUCCACGAGGCUGUAGGCUGCCUGAAGGUGAGGACUUUGCCUUAUUCACCACUGUGUCCCCCUUGCCUAGUUUCACGUCUGGUAAGCGGUGGGUUCUGGAAUAUUUGUUGACUGAAUGAAUAAAUAAUGCAUGUUGUUUAGACUUGGAACUCAGAGCAAGCUCUCGGGAGCAGGAACACCUGUGUCCAUCAUUCUAGGAAGGACAUCCUGGGCCACCUGGGCCACCUAAGGAAUUCCAGCAUCGACUUCACGAAGUGUGAAGUGGAGCAACUUCUUUCUCUCCUCCUGAAACAGGGGAGAGGUGAGGAGCCAUGAUUCCUCCCAACUGCAGGACAAAGUUCUAUUACUUCACUGAGGUCUCUUUUGGCGGGGCCUAGAAUGAAGUGUCAGGGAAAGGAGUCAUGGCUUGGGAAGAAAUGAGCUAUGCCUGGGCCACAGGCAAGUGUCCCCGCAGGUAUGGGGGCCGUAGGAGUGUUUAGUGGGCCGUUUUCAGUGUGUCCUGGGGCUUUUCUGAUUUCUCACAGCUAUGGACACCGCAAGUGACUGGGGGUGGUGCCUUUGGUGGAUUGCCAUUCCAGCAUGUGCCACUCUUUGUUUCUGCUCCCACUCCCUGAAUAAUUCCCUAGAAUCUCAAGAGCUUUACCAUCGUGGGGAAUUUGCAGAACCCAAACGAGCUUAAAUAUUGUUGGGCUGGUCAUUUAUGCUGGUUGGGUCAGAGUGAGACUGUUUGACCCAGGCUGUUUGAAGAUUUACAGAACAAGAAGUACCGACAGAGAGAUCUUUAAAUGGAAAAGCUCAGAGCAGAGCAAAAGUUGAGUGAGUAGAAAUGUAAAAGUCAAAAUAGAAAGCCUUGGGCCAGGGAAUCAUUGUGCCAUUUUAACGACUGCAUACGAAGUGGUUUUAUUGCUGAGUUUUUAAGCAGCCAGCACCAAACAGAAUCUCUAACUGCAUGGUUAUGUUGGAUACUAAGGAAUUCACCUUUUCUAGUAAUCAGAUACUAAUGAAGAUUACUGCCAUGAAACUUCUGACCUAAAUCAAGAAACACAGGGAGACUAGCACUUUUAAUUACUUUAUUCAAGCCUUAAAACAGGUGUCUACCAAGUAUAUCACUGGCUAUAAUGUUUUAAUCCAGAAUUCCAGUCACCUGGAUUGGUGGCUGUCUGAAAAGGGAUCUUUUCGUGACCUCAGAAAUGGAGUUGACUAGAAUGG